AUGGAGAAAGCAUUAACAAGAGUGAAUAGCUUGAAAGUUGGGAGCUUGUGGAUCUCAAAGAAAGCAAAAGAAGAAUUAUCCAACAUUACUGAAGAAUUCAAUACUUUCUCAAAUACUGUUGAAGAGAAGGCAAAAUGGGUUUUCAACAAGCUGAAAGGAAAGCCACUAAAAAGCUUGCCAGAUCUCCUCCAAGAGUACAACUUGCCACGGGGCCUCUUUCCCCAGAACAUAACCUGCUAUGAAUUUGAUGAAACAAAGGCCAAGCUGAUUGUGUACUUGCCUUCUGUAUGUGAGGUCAGCUUCAAGGACUCUUCUGUAAUUAGGUAUGCAACUCGAGUAAAGGCAAUACUUACGAGGGGAAAGCUCACGGGUAUAGAGGGAAUGAAGACGAAGGUGCUAGUAUGGGUUAAGGUUACGAGCGUGGCAGUUGAGAGCUGCAAGUCUGAUAAGGUGUGGUUUACAGCUGGUGUCAAGAAGUCGAGGCCUAAAAAAACAUAUGAUGUGCCGCAGGCUGCUAUCAGGGUGGAGGAAUUUUGA
This is a messenger RNA of Dovyalis caffra, 537 nucleotides long. Lineage: Eukaryota; Viridiplantae; Streptophyta; Magnoliopsida; Malpighiales; Salicaceae. The record is from the annotation of a GenBank genome assembly.